GCCAAUGCAUGUACAUAAAAGAAGCAUUGACGUCUUCUCGGGGAGAUGAUCGAAGCCAACACUAUCAUUCAUCCCCGAAUCAUGGCCAAAGACUACGAGGUACAUAAGUUCGUUGUCACAUUUUACCCGGACAGUCCAGAUGACAUGCCUCGCCCCCUGAAGGACUUCAAGGUUGGAAAUACCAUCGCUAUCUUCUACACACUAGUUCAUAGCUUUCGAGAUAGGACUAUUGGCUACCGGAUUGAGCAUUCGGAUGAAGUCACAGUUGAUCAUACCCCUCAAGCUGUCCGAGGUUUUCGAAAUGAACAAGUUAUCAAGUACACCCCGGCCAUUGACACUCCACGGAAGUGCCACAAUUAUGAUGAGGCGAAAGACAAGCCCCUUAAGUGCGGAAGGUGUGAAUCAGCCUAUUAUUAUAGCAAGGAAUGCCAGGUUACAGGAUGGAACGAUAAGAACCAUAAGGGAUUCUGCAAAGCAUUGAAGGACAAGAGCGUCAAACGGAUGCAUUUCCUCAAAUACGAAGAUUACGAUGGUCGCAUUAGCUUCUCAUAA
Molecule: messenger RNA, 552 nt
Organism: Annulohypoxylon truncatum
Lineage: Eukaryota; Fungi; Ascomycota; Sordariomycetes; Xylariales; Hypoxylaceae
Exons: 3
Coding region: 46-552 (168 amino acids)
Source: RefSeq, a predicted model, not a curated record